Messenger RNA from Vitrella brassicaformis, 1315 nucleotides. Lineage: Eukaryota; Vitrellaceae. The record is from the annotation of a GenBank genome assembly.
CGAUGCAGCAGCCUUCAGCAGUGUAGAUCUGGCAGUGGUAGUGAUGAAUCUAUCGUUUGCAAUGAGUUUGUGGCUUUCAACUGGAUUGCCGCUCUUCAACCAUCUCGUGCGGUGCAGCUGCCAGUCAUCCCCCUUGUUUGAGGCGACCAUCCCUGCAUGGCUCCGCUCGCGGGACUGGAAACUCGAACAGGACCCUACCUUCCUCACACAAGCACCCCCAGCCUCCCUCUGCCAAGAGGACAACAACCGCACUUGUGCAGCCCCUCCCACUGACCCGGAUCGCCGCCACCUUCGCUCAAUCGCCUACCCUCUCUUCAGCACCAACCUCCAUCUCGGGGGCGAGGACAUUUUCGUCUUCGAGCAUUUCUUCUACGGCAUGACAGGCGGGCUCUUUCUCGAGGCGGGGGCAGCGGAUGGCUUCCGCGAAUCCAGCACCAUGCUGCUGGAGAGGUAUGCCGGUUGGCGGGGCAUACACAUCGAAGGGUCGCCCAUCAACUACCGACUCCUGAUCAACAACCGGCCUGAUACCCUCAAUCUCAAUGCGGUGUUGUGCUCAGAGAGGGCAGGGGAAGACAACGACGGCGUCGUGACGUUUAAGGCGCAGGAGCUAAUUGGAGGGAUCGUCCGCUUUAUGGAGCCGGGCAAGGUCCAGGGCCUCGAUGUCCGCAAUGUGACUGUAGAUGGCAAUGGGACUGUGCGCGUGGACCCCAAUGUGACCGACCUGCCGGCAGCUGGGAUUGCGAACCUCCCCUGCCUGUCGCUGAGGCGCGUCUUGCGUCGAUUCGGCAUCCGGCACAUCAACUUUAUGAUGGUCGACAUUGAGGGCGCCGAGUGGCCGGUGCUAGAGGCUUUCAACUUCUCAGAUGUCACUGUUGAUGUGCUCGCCAUCGAGACGAACGCACGGGAGGCGGGCACAGGGAAAGCCGACCUCUUCCAGGCCCACCUGUCGCAGUAUGGCUAUCGAAUGACAUACCCCAUCCACGGGUACCUGGGGCUCAACACGUAUUUCCUGCGCGAGGGCUUCGUGCCUUCCACCAGGCCAGGUGCGGGCAGACAAGCUGACAACCGAUACAGAGAGGUACUGCUGAAGGGAGCGCCAGAGUGUUGGAGGAACGCUGUGCUGGUGGAUCACGAUGAUGGGGACAGGAUCGUGAUGAUGGUGACGCCGGAGCGGUGCUGUUCGUAUGCGGGGUGGGUGAGUGUGUGUUUCGCUGAGGCUUUCACGUAUAGGAAGUGCUGCCUACAGCCGAUGGGGCUGGACAUGCAAGGGGAUGGACUGGUGACAUUCGUUUGAACACAUGAACACAUGACCGAC